AUGGCACGCGGAAAGGUUUGCUUGGCAUACUCAGGAGGCCUGGACACUUCGGUGAUCCUCGCCUGGUUACUGGAGCAGGGUUAUGAAGUUGUAGCGUUUAUGGCUAAUGUUGGGCAAGAGGAAGAUUUCCAGGCUGCGGAAGAGAAGGCAUUGAAGAUAGGAGCAUCCAAGUUUGUGUGCGUUGACUGCCGUGAGCAGUUCGUGACGGAUGUCUUGUUUCCUGCGGUGCAGGUGAACGCGGUGUACGAAGAUGUUUAUCUACUGGGGACGUCGCUUGCACGGCCCGUGAUUGCCAAGGCACAGAUUGACAUCGCGGAGCAGGAGCAUUGUUUUGCGGUCGCUCACGGAUGCACUGGGAAGGGCAACGAUCAGAUCCGGUUUGAGCUUGCGUUCUACGCGCUGAAGCCAGACGUCCAGGUUAUCGCGCCAUGGCGGGACCCUGCGUUUUUCGACCGGUUUGCAGGUAGAAAUGACUUGCUAGAGUAUGCGGCAGAGAAACAGAUACCUGUUGCGCAGACCAAGGCCAAACCGUGGUCUACCGACGAGAACGAGGCGCAUAUAUCGUACGAGGCUGGAAUUUUGGAGGAUCCCGAUGUCACACCACCGGCAGACAUGUGGAAGCUCACGACAGACCCGCUUCAAGCACCAAGUGAGCCUGAGGACGUGACGUUGGUGUUCAAGGAGGGUGUCCCCACUCAGAUGAUUUACAAGGAUGGAGAGGCGAGCAAACCGUUGGAUAUUUUUCUUGCGGCUUCCAAAGUGGCGCGUAGAAACGGCGUUGGCAGAAUCGACAUCGUGGAAAACCGUUACAUCAACCUGAAGUCGCGUGGCUGCUACGAACAGGCACCACUGACACUCCUGCGCCGGGCCCACGUGGAUCUCGAGGGUCUCACCCUGGACAAAGAAGUUCGGCAUUUGCGUGACCAAUUUGUUACGCCGACUUACUCUCGCCUCCUCUACAAUGGCUCCUACUUUUCUCCGGAAUGCGAGUAUAUCCGUAGCAUGAUUAAGCCAUCCCAAAUUACGGUAAAUGGCCAGGUUCGCUUGAGACUUUACAAGGGUAAUGUCAUUGUGUUGGGCAGGUCCUCGGAAACUGAGAACUUGUAUGAUGCGACGGAGUCCUCCAUGGACGAAUUGACCGGAUUCCAGCCGACUGAUACCACUGGUUUCAUCGCUAUUCAAGCAAUUCGCAUGAAAAAGUACGGUCAAUCCAAGAAGGACAAAGGUGAAUCCCUGACUUUGUAA
Molecule: messenger RNA, 1245 nt
Organism: Eremothecium gossypii ATCC 10895
Lineage: Eukaryota; Fungi; Ascomycota; Saccharomycetes; Saccharomycetales; Saccharomycetaceae
Gene: ARG1
Product: argininosuccinate synthase
Exons: 1
Coding region: 1-1245 (414 amino acids)
Biological process (GO): urea cycle; L-arginine biosynthetic process
Cellular component (GO): cytoplasm
Molecular function (GO): ATP binding; argininosuccinate synthase activity
Source: RefSeq, marked provisional